AAAGACCGAGACUACAGUGAAUGAAAGCCCUACUCUCUCUCUCUCUGGAACCGAACUAGAACUGAAUUUCGUUAAAUAUCUUUACAUCCAAGUCCUCGUAUUUCAUACAAACAAACAAAACCCCCAUUAAAAAAAACAAUUAAAAACUCUUUCAAUGUACCCGAUCUUAUCGCCUGAGCUUCAAAAUUUUGAAUUUCAUUAUUCCCAUUCUAACUUCAGAUCCAGAGACCAAAAUGCAAAAGAAAGGGUGCUUGGUUUCAGCCUCAGUUCCACUCUCUUAGCUUCUUUGCAGAUAUUUAAGCUUUGAUAGUAGGAAAGAAGGCUUUUGUGACAGAGAGAUGGAUCGGUAUCAGAGGGUGGAGAAGCCGAAAGCAGAGAUUCCCAUAAACGAAAAUGAAAUUAGGAUAACAACACAAGGCAGAAUGAGGAAUUAUAUUACCUAUGCCACCACUCUCCUCCAAGAGAAAAGUUCCAGUGAGAUUGUUCUUAAAGCAAUGGGCAGGGCAAUUAAUAAGACUGUCUUGAUUGCAGAGCUAAUCAAGAGGAGAAUUGCUGAUCUUCAUCAGAAUACUUCAAUUGGAUCAACUGAUAUAAUCGAUAUGUGGGAACCCCUAGAAGAAGGCCUCCUUCCUCUGAAGACUACCCGUCACGUGUCAAUGAUCACUAUUACAUUAUCAAAGAAGGAGCUGGAUGUGUCUUCUGUAGGAUAUCAACCUCCUCUUUCCGCUGAUCAAGUGAAACCAUUAAAUGAAUUUGAAGACGAGGGUGCUCCGGAGGUGCCACCAGGGACGCAAGGAAGGGGGCGAGGUGGUCGAGGAAGACCUAGGGGUAGAGGAAAUUAUGGUGCAGUAGGGGGAUACAAUGGUGAUGGUUGGGAUGGUGGGCGUGGCAUGGGUGGCCGAGGUCGAGGGCUUGGAAGAGGUAAUUCUUACCGUGGUCGAGGACGAGGCUAUGGUGCUGGAGAGUACUAUGACUAUGGUGAGUCUGAUGCACCCCCUGCCCAAGGUCGUAGCCGUGGCCGUGGCCGGGGAAGAAGGGGGCGCGGACUUGGUAGGUAUGCCAGGCCGGACUUGCCAGUCCAAGCAAACGCGGCUUAAGAGGAUGGGAAGAUUGUAAUUGGUGUGGUGUUUUGAAUUGUGGAUGGAUGCCUGCUCUGGUCAUGAAGUUGAAAGGUAAUGUUAUGUUAUGUUUGGUUCGGAAGCAAGUUAAAAAUGUGUAGCAGCCUGCCAUUGGUGGCUUGCAGUUCUGUCAUUUCUAAUUGUGGUUUAGGGAAUGUUCUUGCUGUGAAUUCUGACACAAGGCUUUACGGUUUUACACAACCUAUAAAAAGUUGUACAGUUUUUACAUUUUAGGAAUAAUAGAGCAGUACAUUCUUUUA
Hibiscus syriacus is the source of this 1378-nucleotide messenger RNA. RefSeq names its product H/ACA ribonucleoprotein complex subunit GAR1-like. The coding region runs from base 339 to 1097 and encodes 252 amino acids. The record is from RefSeq and is a predicted model, not a curated record. The transcript has 9 exons. Lineage: Eukaryota; Viridiplantae; Streptophyta; Magnoliopsida; Malvales; Malvaceae. Gene Ontology annotation, molecular function: RNA binding.